This is a messenger RNA of Triticum aestivum (bread wheat), 2505 nucleotides long. RefSeq lists its product as uncharacterized. The transcript has 6 exons. Lineage: Eukaryota; Viridiplantae; Streptophyta; Magnoliopsida; Poales; Poaceae. The record is from RefSeq and is a predicted model, not a curated record. The coding region runs from base 896 to 2134 and encodes 412 amino acids.
AUGCUAGAUUUAAGAUAUCUUAUCAACCAUUGUACGUUGCCCUUACCUCCUCUCGGCCUCUCGGUUAUGACGAGUCAGACGGAUUGUAAUGUAAGCUGCGGAAUUAGUAGCGUGGUGGCAUCUUUUAACAAAUUGUAUUAAUAGGUGAUGCGGUAAGCACUCGUGUAAAGAAAUCAGAUUGCUGGCUUUGUAAGCACCGGCCAAAUACGAGCGAAGAUAAGAAUGCGAGCAAAGUGAACGCAUGAAAGGGAUGGCAAAACCCCCUCAAGAUCGAAAGAGUUUCCAUUAAAAAAAAUCAUAAGAUCCAAAAAAGGGUUCCACUAUCAAGGGACAACGGACCAAACAACAAAACAGAGCGUCCAAAUGUGCAGAACAUAAUAAGCUAAACUAAAAUUCAAAAGGUAAAAGUUCUAGCAAACCAAGUUUUUUGGUACAACGCUGCCUCAUCUAACCUAGCAUAGCAGCACGAAACUAAAGUUUUCCGUUUCUUUCUGCAUUAACUAUGUGGCAAAGACAAGAGAUGAUGAUUUUUAGAUGCCAGUAAGAACAGCUCUGGCAUGAAAGCAAACUAAAUGAUAGAAGAAGUUGUGAAACGAGCAAAAGUCAAAACAGCCGGCCUAUGCUGCCCCCCUUCCCAAUUCCCAUCCACCGUUCCUAAUGCCCACCCGCCGGUGUAAACAAGGCCUGAUGAUUUUACUAGUGCCCUCCAGUUUUGAUUGUGCUACUACCUGCCCUGUUCACGUCACCGGUGCGGCCACGGCGAGCACCAGCGCCAGCCUUCCGGUUGAUCCCGGACGCAACGCAGCCUCAGCAGUCCCCCUCCAGCUCUGAUGAUCUCUACCUACACUGAGUGGUAGCCUCGGAGCCAGAGAGACCUGUGGCAGAUGCGCUCGCCAUGGGCAAGAAAGCCGGUGAUGCUGAGCAGGCUGGACGCCUCCCUGAGACGUCAACCAGCAACGGCGCCGCGGUUCGUCGAUGCACCGCUCAAGUGGGCGCGGCUCUCAGCGCUAAGUGUGUCGUCGCGUUGGUCCUCGGUGUCGUCGUCUUCCUCUCGGCCUUCUUCAUGCUCCUUCAAUUCCGAUCACCGGGGAACAGCGUGCCUGAUGCCCCCGGCACACUCAUCGAUGAAAUUCAGGCUGGUUUCAUCUUGUUGAAGCCACUUGCGCAACUCACUCCACAUGCCGCCGAGCUACAACAAGAGAUAAACCGUCAAAUUGGAGUCCCCAACACUACGGUUUCCGUCUCUAUGCAGGCAUUAUUCCUGAGUUUCACUGCUGUAGAAUUUGAUGUUCUUCCUGACCCAAUAAACACCUCCAUAAGUGCACGAUCCAUGCACGCAUUGAGGAAAAACUUGAUCCAGCUUACACUUCAGCAGGUGAAUUUAUCGCUGACACCAUCGGUCUUCGGAUAUCCAUUGUGCGUACAGAUGAUGGGGUUCCCAGGAGGGAUCACAAUAGAAUUAGAACCCCUACAGGAUGAUUCCAUUCUACAAGUUGCACAGCCUAUUUUCAAUGUAACGCUUGACAUGAGCAUUCGCCAGUUGAGGGGACUGAUUGAGGAAAUGAAGGAGGAUCUUGGGCAUUUACUGGAUGAGGACAUAUACAUAGAUCUGACAAAUAAGAAUGGCUCAACGAUUGCCCCACCAGUUAUAGUCCAAGUUUCCCUCUCCCCAGAUGACGGCGUUUACGAAGAAAUGGGGAGGCUGAAACAGCUAGCUGAAAUCAUCACAGAAUCAAGUUCAAUGAACCUUGGCCUAGACCCAUCGUUUUUUGGUAGAAUCAAGGAUCUCAAGUUGGCUCCGCGUCUGCAAGCCCUCGUUCCGUCAUUUGCUCCUAGCUCAUCUCCAACGCAAAUGUCAUCCACUUCCAUGCCUCCGUAUUCACAGCCAAUGUCAUCCCCUUCCAUGCCUCCAUAUUCACAGCCAAGUAGAACCAAUCUUUGUGCACAUUGUUCAUGCCCUGCUUGGAUGAAACUAAAUGCAACCAAUUCACGUCGCAUGUUAAUGCGACUUCCUCCAAUGACAAUCUCUCUUCAAUUACCAACACAGCGUCAUAGCGGGAAUGGACCUGGGCACAAGCAAAGUGGCAAUGCAGUGGCAGCACCAACCUCCAUUGCACCAUCAUCCCAACCAUAGUAAGGUACUUGUGCAGUCGAGCAAGAUUCAAGUUCCAAUUUGAAUUCAACAAAAGCAGGCCUCCCAGCCUCGGGCAGAUCAGAAUUUGCAUGUUAAGACUACUUUGCAGCUUAUAUUACAGUGCAACACUUCGAUAACAUAUCGCGAGUUGCACCAAGGUUGGGAAUUUGGGAUGUAGCAACUCUAUGCUUAAACUAACGUCCUAUUUUGUAAGAAAUCUAGGCCAAGUUUAAUUAUAAACUUAUACUCACAUGAAAUCUGGAUAAAUCCCAGGGUCCAUGUAUAGUAGAAUUAGCAGGUUACAGCUACAAAAGUGGCUGCCCACCAUAUGUUCCUAAAGACAUGUUCUUAGUUGUUUAUCUGUUCAGUAA